AUGGCAGACCCAAUUCCACCGAAGAAGACGAAGGGGCAGCAAAAGAUCGAAGUCAAAGCGAUGGAAGACGCUAAAAAGCGCAGUGUCACCUUCACAAAACGUAGAGCUGGCCUUUUUAAGAAGGCAGACCAGCUCUGUGCUCUCAUCAGCGCCGAGGUGGCUCUCAUGGUGAUCUCUCCGGGAGGCAAGCCGUUCACGUUCGGCAGCCCCGACGUCGACGCCGUGAUAGCGAGGUACAAGAGCCAAGUGCCACAGUCGCCGACGGUGGAUCAACAGAAAGCUGAGCUUAAGGAAAUCAUGGAACAGUUGGCGUACGAGGAUAAGCGAGCAGAGGAACUGAAGCAAAGAAGGAGAGAAAUGCAUAACGAAACGUGGAUGGCUGCGCCAUGUCAAACUCAUUCUAAGGCUCAGCAAAAGAUCAUGAAGGAGCGACUAACGCAGUUGUGUAAAAUAUUCUCUCAACCUCCAGGCUUCCAUAACUUUCUUGGGCUGUUCUCCGAAUCGCCUCCGGAUUCGACCUUUGAGUUCCCAACUUGUUCUCUUACUGCGUUAUUGACUCAGAAUCCGGAGCUCCAAGAAAGUCUGAGGCUUUCAUUUCGGCUCAGUGGAAAUCAGAAUUUUGGAGGUAACGUGAUACCUACACCGCCUCGUAACUUCUACACCGGUGAAUCGUCAUCGUCUGCGAUGGCGGCAGUGACUCAGAAUCAUAUCUUUGAGAAUAAUAUGAUGAUGAACAAUCAUGACAACUUCUCCACGGAAGAAUCGUCGUCAAUGGUGCCGGCGGGGACUCAGAAUCAUAUGUUUGAUAAUAGCAUGAUACUUACACCCCCUGGUAACUUUUACCCAGGCAAAUCGUCAUCGUCGGCGCCGGCGGGGGCUCAAAAUCAUAUGCUUAACGACAACAUGAUGCUGAACAAUGAUGACAACUUCUACACAGGCGAAUCAUCGUUAGUGGUGCCGGCAAGGACUCAGAAUCAUAUGGCUGAUUACAACAUGAUACUGAGCAGCCAUGCCAACUUCUUCACAGGCGAAUCGUCAUCAAUGGUGCCGGCGGAGACUCAGAGUCAUAUGUUUGAGGGUAGCAUGAUACUGAACAGCCACGGCAACUUCUCCACAGGCGAAUCGUCGUCAAUGGUGCUGGCAGAGACUCAGAAUGAUAUGUUUGAGGGUAGCAAGAUACAGAACAGCCAUGACAACUUCUUCGCAGGUGAAUCUUCGUCAAUGCUGCCGCCGGGGACUCAACAGAGUCAUAUGUUCGGGGAUAAUAUGAUGCUGAACAACAGUGACAACUUCAACACAUGUGUAUCCUCGUCAAUGGCAUCAGAAAAUCAGAGCAUAAUGUUUGAUGAUGACAUGAUGUUGGCAGUUUAUGGUAACUUCUUUACAAGUGGAUCCUUGACAGAAGAACUGGCUUUGAAUCAAUUUAUUGAUGAAAACAUUAUGAAUCCUCCACUGGAUAACUCCAAUACAUAUCAGUCCUUGACGGCCUUGCCACCGGCUGGUGGGAAUCAAACAUCUGAUGAAAACAUUAUGGUUCCUCCGCAUGAUAAUUACCACACGUAUGAAUCUACGGUGGUGCCGGCGGCAUCUGAUGAUGAGAGUCUGCUUUUCGACGAAAACUUGAGGUUCUUUCUGGGUGAUGAAUUCUUCGCAAGCAGUUACUCUAUGGUGCCGCCGGAGCAACGUCAAACGUUUAAUGAAAAUGUGAUGCCUCCGCCGCCGCAGCCUCCGCCUUGUGAUGAAUAUGGUCCUGGAUCUUCAGGGUUCAACUGA
Molecule: messenger RNA, 1773 nt
Organism: Neltuma alba
Lineage: Eukaryota; Viridiplantae; Streptophyta; Magnoliopsida; Fabales; Fabaceae
Exons: 1
Coding region: 1-1773 (590 amino acids)
Biological process (GO): regulation of transcription by RNA polymerase II
Molecular function (GO): protein dimerization activity; RNA polymerase II cis-regulatory region sequence-specific DNA binding; DNA-binding transcription factor activity, RNA polymerase II-specific
Source: RefSeq, a predicted model, not a curated record